CAAUGGCGGAGCAGGCGCAGGUUCAAAUCCCUAGAGUUAAGCUGGGCGCCCAGGGUUUGGAGGUGUCCAAAUUAGGGUUUGGAUGCAUGGGUCUCACUGGUGUAUACAACGCCCCUGUCAGUGAUGAAGUCGGCAUCGCCAUCAUCAAGCAUGCUUUCCACAAUGGCAUCACCUUCUUUGACACCUCCGACAUCUACGGACCUCGCACCAACGAGAUCUUGCUUGGGAAGGCCUUGAAGCAAUUGCCGCGCGAGAAAAUCCAAAUAGCCACAAAGUUUGGGAUUUCCUUAUCUUCUAGUGCCACAGGUGCGGUAAUCAAUGGCAAGCCCGAGUACCUGCGGGCAUGCUGCGAGGAAAGUUUGGAGAGGCUCGGAGUGGAAUACAUUGAUCUUUACUAUCAGCACCGAGUUGAUAAGACUGUGCCGAUAGAAGAAACUAUGGGGGAACUAAAGAAAUUGGUGGAAGAAGGUAAAGUGAAAUACAUUGGGCUCUCAGAGGCAAGUCCGAAUACGAUCAGACGUGCACAUGCUGUGCAUCCAAUCACUGCAUUGCAGAUGGAAUGGUCUCUGUGGACUCGGGACAUUGAACCAGAGAUAGUUCCACUUUGCAGAGAACUCGGUAUCGGGAUAGUUCCUUACAGCCCUCUUGGACGUGGCUUUUUUGGCGGUCGAGGAGUCACAGAAAGUUUGCCUACCGAUGUACCUAUGCCUUUGACCAAUAUUCCAAGGUUCAUGGCAAAGAAUUUGGAAAAGAACAAAACUUUGUAUGAUCGGGUAGAGAAUCUGACCAAAAAACAUCAAUGUUCCACUGCUCAACUAGCUCUAGCUUGGGUUCUCCAUCAAGGAGAUGAUGUGGUUCCUAUCCCUGGAACAACGAAGUUGAAGAACUUGGAUUCAAACAUUGGCUCUUUGAAGGUGAGGUUGACGAAAGAGGAUCUGAAAGAAUUAACCGAUGCCGUGCCAGAAGAAGAGGUCUUAGGCUAUCGAUCAUAUAGUAUCGGUGAAUCCAUCAAUUGGCACUGUGCUGACACUCCCCCUUUACAUAAAAAUCCAUCGGCAUAG
Messenger RNA from Zingiber officinale, 1061 nucleotides. RefSeq names its product probable aldo-keto reductase 1. The transcript has 7 exons. NCBI's taxonomy places the organism in Eukaryota, Viridiplantae, Streptophyta, Magnoliopsida, Zingiberales, Zingiberaceae. Gene Ontology annotation, cellular component: cytoplasm. The record is from RefSeq and is a predicted model, not a curated record. The coding region runs from base 3 to 1061 and encodes 352 amino acids.